Messenger RNA from Arachis ipaensis, 1189 nucleotides. Lineage: Eukaryota; Viridiplantae; Streptophyta; Magnoliopsida; Fabales; Fabaceae. The record is from RefSeq and is a predicted model, not a curated record.
GGUUCUCACCUCAAAUAGCAAUACACACCAUAACACCAUUAACCAAACCACAUACACUUUCCCUCUUCACUUCACUUUUACUUUCACUUUUAUUUUCUCUCUUAAAAACACACACUCUUCUCUUCUCUUCUCUUCUCUUCUAAGCAACAAAAUUAUUAGACACGCCAUAACCCCAUUCAUUAUUUCUUCUUGGAUCUAUCUCACAAAAAAACUCUCUCAUUCUUUCUUAAAAAAAAAAUGGCAACAUUUCACACAAAAACAUUAACACUAUGUUCUUGUUUCAUGGUAAUGGCUUUGUCUCUCGUCAACUUUCAUUCUCUUCCAACAAUGGCGGCAGAUCAAACCCUAAAAACCACUACCAAGGAUGAUGUCAAGUGCACCCCAUGUGGCCAAGUCCCAUCGCCGCCGCCUCCCUCUCCGCCGCCGCCGUCUCCGCCUCCGGCCACCUCAACCAACAACUGCCCUCCACCACCUUCUCCUCCAUCAUCCGGAAGCGGCGGCGGCGGUAACACUUACUACUACCCUCCGCCGCCCGGAAGCGGCGGAGGAAUCGGCGGAACUUACUAUUCUCCACCGAACUAUAAAAACUACCCGACACCACCUCCGCCGAACCCAAUUGUCCCUUACUUCCCGUUCUACUAUCACACCCCACCGGCGGCGUCCACGGCGGCGCCACUUCCGGCGGCGGUUUACGGUGCUGCUUUGUUCUCUUUUCUCGUGGCGUUGCUUUUGUAGAAGAAUUAAAAAGACGGUGGGAGUAAUUUGCAUUAGAUUUGACAGAUCUAAGGAAAAUGAAAUGAAUGAGAAGAGGUUUCAGUUUCGGUUUCAGUGUGGCGCAGAGGGGCAAAACUGUACUUUCAUGUCUGAGUGACAAGAACAAGAGAUCUCUUUCUUUUGAAGCUGCAAUGGUUCUCUCUUCUUUCUUUCCUCUGACCCUUGUUUAUGUCAAAGUACAAUGUUGUUAUUUCCACUAAUCAUUCUUGUUCUUUUCUUUUUUGGAUUAUUUUUAAUUUGCUAGUGGUAAUAUAGAUUGAUCUGCAAUUUGUUCAAAAUUUGUAAUUGUAUUUAGUCUUUUAAUUUUGGUAAUUAUUAGUAUGAAAAUGGAAGGGGAAAAAAAGAAGAAAAAAGAAAUAAUAUAUUUCGUUUCCGUUUAAUAAAUUAGUUUGUAAUAACCAUAUGAUUAAUUCUA